This is a messenger RNA of Filobasidium floriforme, 2106 nucleotides long. RefSeq lists its product as uncharacterized. Gene Ontology annotation, molecular function: protein binding. The transcript has 5 exons. NCBI's taxonomy places the organism in Eukaryota, Fungi, Basidiomycota, Tremellomycetes, Filobasidiales, Filobasidiaceae. Bases 1 to 2106 code for a protein of 701 amino acids. The record is from RefSeq and is a predicted model, not a curated record.
AUGAGGUGCCCCGGCCCGGCCCGGGGUUCGAUCGAUGUCGAAUAUGACGAUUCCCCCCCGGACCGCCCUCGACCUCUGAGGCAGGAAGGCUGGUGGCAGGUUCUCCGCAUCGAUUCGUGGAGGAUCCAUGUGGAGGACCGCGGUAUGAGAAUUAAGAGUUGGGCUUGGCGAGAUCUAUCGUGUGUAUAUCCCAUUCUGGUCGUUGUCCUCCCCGGGCCGAUCGCGUGUACUGGGUGCAGCGGUGACCUCAUCUCUGGGCCUUUGCAUACGUCCGGUCUUGACCGCAUGUUCACCAACGCCGACAAGAUCACAAAGCUGCGGCGCCUUCCAGCGUCCCGAAUCCACAUCGCAUCUUUCGGCAUCUCGGACAAAGCUCGCGAGAUUCAUGAAGAGGAAGCGCUGAACAGUCGACCUGUUGCCUACCCGGCUGGAGUGCUCUCCCAGACGCCCCUUGCUCUUGUCGAACAAUAUGAUAUCAAUCAUUGCCGCUUGGCGCAUCUAUAUCUUAGGCAUCAUGUGCCGCGCGGCAUCUGGGAUGAUCGACAUCAGGCGGGCAGGGGAACUUACGAGUACAGCAUCAGAGCUUGCAAACCAUACGUCACCUACCUGCUACCUGCUUCUCAGUCACAGAUCGAUGCGCUUAAUGGGCUCAUCGACGUAGGCGCGACAUUACCAACCAAUCAAACGCGACAACCCGCGCUCAGGCUUUCGAGAGUCGUAUACGAAAGAGCCACUCUCUUUCUGUUUUCAUCUUCAGGAUCACUAGCUCUACACCUCGGCCUCCUCCCAGUCAACGUCAUGGGCGCCCAUUGUUACAUCGCCAAUCUUAGCGACAAAGUCCGCUACUUCUCAGGAGGAAAGUUUGGCGAAAACCCUUUCCACUACCAGUCCCAAGACCUACUAGAUCUCCUCAUCGGUUGGGAAAACCCUCUACCGAACUUGCGAGAAUAUCUUGCUAGUAUCGAACGCCGACGCGGAGACCAAGAUGCCGAAAUAGACCAACACGAAUGUCGAUUGCUUCAACUCCCUUUGGAACUUUUCGAACAUAUCCUCGGAUUCCUCGGAAACUUCGAAGACACGUUGAUCCUCUCUUUUACCUGUCGAAAGGCGAUGAAGAUGACAGCGCCCUGGGCCAUGACUGUUCGUGACGGUCUUUCUCAGGCGGUCGGACCCUUCUCUUAUCCCAACGAACCUUGGAACGGCAAGCGGAUCAUCGUCAGCGAAGAAGGUUUGCAUAGGGACCCCCUGGUGCAACACGCUCAGACCGCCGUCCUCGCUGCGGCCAAACUGAGAGGCGAGGACGAGUCGAACCCCAAGGUGAUCGAGUUGUUACGUCUUGUGGAGGACAUUCGGGUGCCGGACGAACGUGCAGAAUACAGGACAAAUUCGAGUCCGGAGGGAGAGGUACCCUUUCGAGACACGUCUGUGAAAGCCGUUCGGGCUCUGGGCUGGGGGCUGAAGGACUAUACUUCCGUCUUUCCCACUACACGACGCAUAUGGGGGUUACCCGAGACGGCCGACUACGAGGCAUUCAUAAAGCGGAAAGACGUCAAAUCAUCGAUGACCAUAUAUGGUACUGGGGCGGACGAUGAGUACUGGCGGCCGAAGCGCGGUCCAGACGAUCCGCCUAUACCGGAGAGACACGCAAAGCGUCUGGAGGAGAAGCGGCAACUGCAACAGCGAUCCGAAGAGGAGAUCAAACGUUACGUUGCAAACGGAGACGUCACGGGGAAAAAGAUGCUCGAGUUCUUCCAUCGCAAGCCUGAACAGCCUGCCUACCGUAUCAUCAACCUCGAUACCCUCGAACACCUGGAUUCGACCCAGGUCAGGCUAGGCCUGUCGCGCUGUCCGUUCGAGCCAUUCGAUGCCGCCUACGUCGCGUGGGCGCAUCUAGUCUAUAUGCCUCAUUACAACAUAUUAGAGUAUCUAGAUUACAAGGGACCAGAGGUACUUGGUCUGGGACGAUGGGCUGGACACCGUCUACGCUACCAGGUCCUACAGAACAAUGGCAACGAGCAGAUUGAGCCUCGUACGACGAAUAUCACUUUGGAGAUGCUGCCACUAGCGGUGACAACAUGGAAUGUUCAGAACACCUGGGACAUCUAG